UUGCAAAAAACAAAAGUCUUUGAACACAACUUCCGGAAAGGGUCACGCUGUCCUCCGUCGAGUGUCACAUCAGGAAAUCUCAGCUAAAAACAUGGUUUUCGAAGAUAAAAUGAUCACGAAUGGAGAGCCAGAGGAGGAGGAAGAAGAAGAAGAGGAGGAGGAUAUGGUGGACCCGUUAGAGACUGUGCGGGAGAAGUGUGAGCAGACGGAGCAUUGUGUUCAUGCUCGUGAGCGUCUCGAGGCGUGUGAGACAAGGGUCGGCUCGCGCUCAGAGACCACAGAGGACUGUACGGAGGAGCUGUUUGACUUCCUGCACGCUCGGGACCACUGUGUGGCCCACAAGGUUUUCCAGUCAAUCAAAUAAACAGAGCAUCUCAGCGCUCGAUUUUAUAUAUAUAAAUAUAUAAGAAGUGAUUUCUGUUCCAGAUUCAACAAUUCACCAAAACCCUUAGGUUCUUCAAAUCAUCUGUUUUGCUGAAUUGUGACUGAAGGGUUAAUCACUGUACCAUGUUUUCAUCUCUCAUGUGUCUUCUGUUGUUGAGAUCAGUAGAGAGGUGAUGUUGACAGAAUUUGGCUUUAUUGCUAAAGUCAAAUAACAACAACAACAAAAAAAAACAAUAAAGAAGAAAAGACA
Messenger RNA from Carassius gibelio (silver crucian carp), 634 nucleotides. RefSeq names its product cytochrome b-c1 complex subunit 6, mitochondrial. The transcript has 4 exons. The record is from RefSeq and is a predicted model, not a curated record. Gene Ontology annotation, biological process: mitochondrial electron transport, ubiquinol to cytochrome c. The coding region runs from base 92 to 364 and encodes 90 amino acids. Lineage: Eukaryota; Metazoa; Chordata; Actinopteri; Cypriniformes; Cyprinidae.